Stylophora pistillata is the source of this 2686-nucleotide messenger RNA. Its product is annotated as proline-rich transmembrane protein 4. NCBI's taxonomy places the organism in Eukaryota, Metazoa, Cnidaria, Anthozoa, Scleractinia, Pocilloporidae. The record is from RefSeq and is a predicted model, not a curated record.
CCGAUCUGAUUAACACGAAUGAUUGCUUCAUCUCACCAAAAAUAGUCGUCAUAUAGUAGCAGCAGCUGUAAUUGAUCAAUAAAACUGUUUAAAGCGUUUCAAAAUUGACCAAAUUUAUACAACGAAACAGUCGGAUAUUCAGUAAAGAUUUCAGCAACUGUCGUAUCGGCAGCAGUUGAGCAGAGGAGUCUCAAGAAGACGAUUUUGUAUGCCGUGUUGAGCUUCAUCCCCAAUGACGAAUUCUGCAAGUAAAUCUGUGGAACAGCCGACAACUGCGGCCGUAGCAGAACCGGGUCCUGAUUGGCCAGUUGCAAAGGAAAUUUGGGGAUUAGCAUGGGAGCUACACUGGGUUGGGUUAGGGAUCCUGUUUGGCUUGCUGGCCGUUCAUUCCUUUGUUGCCAUAGUGAUGGUGAAGCAUAGGAAAGGAUUCGCUCGCAAGCCAUUGUUUGUGGCUAUAAAUGUGAUGCUGCUUGUGCUCGGAGUAACCAGAUCCGUGUAUCUGUUGUUAGAUCCUUACGAAUCCAGAGAAAAUGGCGUGCAAGAUCCACAGUGGAUCACACUGCUUCUCUUUGGAAUCGCUUUUCCUUGUUUAACUUCUUCGUUUUGUUUGAUUCAUCUGGCUUUUCUCGAGGUCACGAAGCUGAAGGUCGGUCCAAGCAAGCUGCAGAAUGUGAAAUUCAUUUCUGUUAUCAUUGUAAUCCACUUCAUCAUUGUCUUGGUUGCAGAGACCUCCGCCUCCAUGAAGCCAGAACUGGACCCCCUGUUGAUAGUGUGUCAGUCUUUCUUCAUUCUCUGGGGCUUACUGCUUUCUGGUAGCUUCAUCUACAGUGGAUGCAAGGUUAUCAGGCGGGUGGAAAACGUUCACGAGCAGCUGAAUUCUAUCGAGAAAAACGAGCAACUGCGGAACAAGAAAGUUAAAUCUGGCACGACCAAAGUGGCUAGGAUAACCAUUUGCACGAGUGUCCUGGGAAUUGCUGUUUGCGCAUUGAAUAGCUAUUCCAUGGUGGGCGUCUACGGUUUGUACAGCAAAGUGGUCCAUCCUUCUCCUUGGCCCUGGCUAGCAUUUCAAUCGGGAUUUCGCCUCGUUGAGCUUGCCAUGGCAGGUACGAUAGCCUACAGUGUGAUGCAACGAGAAGGGAGCACGAAGAAAGACAACAUGGUGAGUGCGACCAAGGGAGUGAACAUGUCUUCAAGAAUUAAGUCAUAAAUAGAAUGCGGUCUGUAAUAAUCAUCACCCGAGACUGUGAUGGAGCUGAUGGAGCUAAUGGAGCUGGGUGAACGUAGUUUAAUGAGCGAAAUCACAAAAGUAUUCAAACAUGAGCGACUCUACACACUACCUCUAGCUGCAUGUGUACCACAUUGUAGAAAUAGCGCCGAUCAUUACACCGUACACUCAUAUAAAAAGUUUCCAAUCAUCAAUUGUUUACCCAAAAUGGGUUUGCCAAACACUGCACCGAGUGAACCACGCUAAGAUGCCACUUGAAUUUCCGUAAUAUGUAUGCCAUGACAUGACGUAACAUUUUGACAUUGCUUGGUGAGAAAUUUUACGACGCAGUAUGACUCGACAUUACAGCGCAUUGCAUAGAAAGAUAUCACAGAAAAUUUCUACUUGGACUACCUAAACAAGGGAACUAAUGGGAGUAUAAACCAAGACUUCUACUGGUUAUUACAAGGCUGGCAAAGACUUAAAAAGAUGAAAAGUGAGCAAAAUAGGUGUCUGUUGAAAGCUAACGUACUUCCUUUCCUGGGCUUUUGUUGUUUUUACGUAAAUAGAAGUUAUACCCCGAAGACAAUGAAAGAACGGUGAACUCAUAUUGGGAAGUUAAUUUUUUUUGGUCAACAAUAACACCAACAACAUUAGUUUAACUAUGUGCGUACCCAACAACUGCCGACUAACUGGUCAACGGUGUUGACUUGAAAGCUUAGGGGAGGCAAUUUGCAAGGUAGCGAGUCGUUUUUGCCCCACCACACACUUUUUUGAUCUUUUAUGCUUGCAGGUAGUCUAACACAGGUUUAUAAAACUACCACUAGUUGAAGAACAAAUUUCUGGGCUUUUCAGAAAGGGGCAUCUUGUAAUAGUUAAGUAAUCGUUUUAAGGCUGUUAGUAAAAGAAUUUUAGAACACUCAAGCUCAAAAGUUACCAACUUUCUUACUCUAUCAUGUUCGCAUAUAUAUAACGCUUUCGACACAACUGAUCCUAACGGUAAACAGAACGCAUGUCCUAUGAAGAUUAGCUGACCGUGAGUCUCAGGGGCUCAGUGGUAGAGCGCCGGUCAGAGUGCAGAAUCCCAACGUGGAACCGCAGAAUGUUAUCUUUGACCCACAAUUUGGACAAAACGAAAAAACAUCUCAAAAACUCUCUUUCUCUCUUUCUGUAUCUAUCUUUCUUUUGAAUACUUUCAUUUCAUCUCUUUGUUCCAAACGGAACGUUAUUCAUUUACCAGAAUAACGUUGCUAUGACUGACAAGAAGAAAUGCGUGGGUUAAAAUCUGAGAAUUGGAUUCCAUUUGCUUGAAGGGCACCCAAGAUACAGAUAGCGCUGUCAAUUUGAAGUGCAUACUGGUACUGACAUAAGCGAAAACUAGGAUAUACCGACACUUUACUGAAUUGUUACUGAUUGUUGACUCUUCAUUUAAAAUUAUAUGGAAUGCUUGGUGAAGUGCAAAAAUAUACUUGAGAACACUAA